Molecule: messenger RNA, 1215 nt
Organism: Rotaria sp. Silwood2
Lineage: Eukaryota; Metazoa; Rotifera; Eurotatoria; Philodinida; Philodinidae
Source: the annotation of a GenBank genome assembly
UCUGCAAAAAUAGGUCUACUUGGGAUCGAUCGCGUUUCUUUAAAGAUGGAUAUCGAAAAUUCGGGUUAGUAUGAUUCUUGUAGACCUUCAGUAGACGAAUCUAACCCAUAAAAAAAAUAUGAUCCGAAAGCAUUAUAAGUUCCUACUUGGAUGUUCGAAAGAAAGUCAAUAUACCCAAGCUUCGAAAACAUCACACAACAAAUCUCGGAAGGGUGUCGUUUUGUAGCCCUUGAAUUGCUCUAUCUACUCUAAAAAUUUCACUUCUCCACCAUCGACCUAUCAAAAGUUAUUUAAAAAAUGGCCACCCUUUUUUCAUUUUGAAACGGGUAUUAAUUCAGCGUUCAUCAACAAACUUUUAUAGUCGAUCUUUUAAUAUUCAAUCGAAAUCUAUUCGAAGGUAUCCAUAAACCAUUUACAAAUUCAAUUUACUAAUUUAACUCUUUUUAGUUAACAGAUAUAUGUACUAUGGAUUCUACUAAAAAAAUGACAAAAAAUGCUCGACAACGACAAUUAAAUAAUACUUUGAAUGUUUUGCCAAAGUUCACUCCAUUCAACCGCUAUCGAAUGUAUCAUAUCAACGGCUCAACUUCUACGAAUCUUCUACAUGAACUUAUUACACUAGCCAAGAAAACAACGCGAUAUACUAUAGAUACUGAAGAUGAUUAUUUUACACAUCGAGGAGCAUUGAUUCAAAUAGAAUUUAUCCAACCUGAAUCACUUGUUUUAUUAGUUGGAAUUAAUCAUUUACCACAUAGAGCAUCAGUAUCAUUUUGGUUAAUCAAAUCGAUCUUUCAAAUAAUUUUAGAUCCAUCAAAUAUUAUAUUUUCAUGCGGCACAAUUCAUGAAAUCCAUGAUAUUGACAUACAAACACGAUUUAGAAAUUGGCACCGUAGAAAUUUUUUACCUACGUAUGAUCAUUCCACAUGGAAUAUUGAUAACUUGUUAAAUACAUAUUCGAAUGAAUCAUUAGAGAAUCUCAAUCAUAAAUGGUCACUUCAGAUGGCUAUCGCUUUCACAUUUCGUGAAUUCCACAACAAGUUUAGAAGAAAAAGCGAUUUGAGUCGACAUCUUGAUCUCAAAAAUACUUAUCCACCAUCAAUUAUAAGUGCAAAAGAAAAGGAGACAGUCGAACAAAUGAUUCAAUAUGCAAUCGAUGACUAUUUGGCAGUUACAAAAUUAUUAACUUUACGCAAUCUUGAUUGGCCAAAACCAUAA